Molecule: messenger RNA, 4277 nt
Organism: Ostrea edulis (European flat oyster)
Lineage: Eukaryota; Metazoa; Mollusca; Bivalvia; Ostreida; Ostreidae
Product: neuropilin and tolloid-like protein 2
Exons: 9
Coding region: 613-2217 (534 amino acids)
Molecular function (GO): protein binding
Source: RefSeq, a predicted model, not a curated record
CAAAGCGAUGUCGAGCUUAAAAGAAUAAAAUUGAUUUGGUUAAGCUUAAUUUAUUUUUGACAGCUAUCUGGAUUUGCUGCAAGACGAUAAGAAUGCUUAUGGAAAUAAUCCACUGAUUAUGUGCAACCACGUGCAUUUCAUGCUGCAUUUCGCGAUCCCGAUCUCGAUACAGUUUGAAUAAUCGAACUUAACUGAUAGGUGGCACAGUAUGCGUCAAGUGAAAUCAAUAUUUGUUUGAGGAGACAUUGAUCUCCGGGGAUAGUAUAAGUCAGCUGUUCCCUGUAAAGAUAAAUUGUUGAUGUGUCAAGCUAAUUUAAUUGGAUGGUUCUUCUAUGCUUGAAUGUGCCUCGUCUAGACGCGGUACUUAAGCAUCUGUGACAUCGAUUACUUACACGGUACUUUUUUGUACUAUGAAUUCUUGGAAUAUGUAAGGGAAGUUCAACAUUAUUAUCGAUGUUCGGCAUUUCAAAGAUAUUCUCCAAACAAGAGCAGACUAAUUCGAUGGACCACGAGAAAAGGCCACUCAUAUCGAGAGCGCCAGUAUUUUCGGCUCAUGGUGCGAGGCUGAGCGACAAUAUCUGCCAGAAAUUGGUCUGAGUUCGAAAUGGAAACAUGAUAUUUGGUUUAUUGCUUUACACGGUGAUUGUUGCCGCUGCCGGUUCGACAGAAACACCCAUGGAGGAGCCAUUAAAAAACACCACAGCUUCGGAUUGCCACUACACCUUUACCUAUAAAACAACGACCACGGGGAUGUUUGCCACGCCAGGAUUCCCAAAGGAAUACCCGGAUAGUGUCGUCUGCAGCUACUUUUUUCAAGCCUCCUCGGGGGGAAGAGUGCACAUCACAUUUGACUACUUCAGCUUAGAAAAGCCAUCGGACAAAGGAUGCACGUUCGAUUAUUUGGAGAUUUACUAUGUUAAAAACAAUGGGUUUAAGGAUCUCAUCGACAGACAUUGUGGGACGAAUACACCAAGAGACUUCAUAUCUGGAUAUUCAAAAAUGGAAAUUUUAUUCGUUUCGGACUUUACAAAACAUUCGAAUGGAUUUCUUGCUCACUACACCUUCCUUGGAGACAACUGGCACCAUUUUGGUCCCUCCACUAUCGGGUGUGGACCGGAAUUCCUGAUGGGGUCGGGAGGGGUCAUCUCGUCCCCCGGAUAUCCUGAAUUCUCCCACCCCCGGGCCAGCUGCACCUGGAUCAUCGUUGUCGAGGAAACGGAGAAAAUUUUAUUGACCCUUGUAGAUCUCUCCAGCAGUAGUGAGCAUGGCCAGAUGGAGUAUCACUGCGGCAGCACACGGUUAGCGAUUUACAACGGCUUCGCCAUUCCUCGGAUGCUGCCCGAGAGAUCGUAUUGUAGUCCAAUGAGUGAAAUCCCGUACAGAAAGAGAGAGUAUUGGUCAUUGGAUAGCAAAGUUGUAGUCAGGUUUCAAACAGACAGGGACGACAUUGCGCUGGCGUUUAAAUUGACGUGGACUGCGGUAAAACUGGUGGAAAAUGAUGAUUGUCAGCAAUUCCUGUGUAAGGGAGAGGCAUGUGACGAAAACUCGCCGACCUGCAAAUCUUCGAAGAUUAAACUGUGCAUCGACAAGUCUCUACAGUGUAAUGAGGUGCCAAAUUGUGGCUACGAGGACGACAGCGAUGAGAAAGAUUGUAUGAACAAAAUCAUGUGGACUGUGCUUUACGCGACAGUUCCGUCUGUGAUACUCAUUUUGGUUAUAGUACUUAUGAUAUACUGUUAUCAUCGUCACAAACGGAAACAGCUCCACAUCGUGAAAUCAACAGAGAGCAACUCCUCACAACAAACGCACUGGGUUUCCCCUCACAUCCGGAGCCUAGAAAGCAGUCCGGUCACAAAUAGAUCUCCUCUCAUCCAUACCACAUCGUUCGUACCUUCCAAACAUUCCUCUAACCCAGAUUCUCCAAAACGAAACAACAAGCGUGUGACUAUUGUAGAUAAUGUUGACAUGAAAGAAUUCGGACGUUCAUUAGAGAAUAAUGUUAACGGUGGCGUCCAACUUCAUGGGAGCAAUAGAAACGGGAAACAUAUAGUGACACCUUGUGGUGAAAAUGAUACCAAAGAUUUAGUAACUCGAAUCCAUGUAGAUGAAUCAUUGAUAUCACCUCCACAAAAUUUUAGAACUCAUCAGAAAAGACCUUCAUAUCAUCUAAUGCAAGAAUUAAAUAUCGAAGGUACAGAUAUUACAAAGAAGACAUGAGAUUGGUUGCGUUUAUCAUGUAUUCUUAAAUGUUCUACGUGUAAACUGUGAAUGAAAAACGUAUGCAUGUGAUUUUUAAGGACUUCAUAAUUUUAUAUAUACAGCACUAGUUUACCCAGAUUUUCAAAUCGGUGAUGUGUUGCAUUAAAGUUCCCCCUUUAGGUUAAACUGACGUGCUUCUCACAAGUAACACUAGUACUUGAUCAGAGAUAUUACCCUUUAACAUCAAUAGAUGCCAUGUAAUAUUUUUGUAACUGGAGGGACAUACAUGUACUUAUUAUAUACUUUCAAUUUCAUCUCUUCUCUUUCCUUUAAAAGUUUGCGGGCAUAUAUCACACGAUAUAUGCCCGGAAACAUUCCGGCCGGCAAACAUUACGUCACAAUCAAUACACAAGCAAAUUACUCCGUCGUUAAUUUUCAAAUUUUUCAUCUUUUACUCAGUUAAACCAAUAAAUAAAUUGCUAAAAAUAAAUUAUUGUUAGUUUCUAAAUGAAAUUGAAAGUAUAUAAUAAAAAGGUUAUAGACUUUGUAUGGGAAAACAUGACGACCUCGUUUUUUGUCGCAAGCUCGGUCCGUCUACGCGCCAAAAAACUCGGUCGUCAUAUUUCCCCAUACAAAGUCUAUAACUUAUAAAUAUUCGUCUAAGCAAAAAUGUAACAACGAUGGAAAAUGAAAUUCAAAACUGGUAAUUUUAUUCACACAUUUACUUAGAUAGAUAUAAAGACACCUUCAUAUAAGCUAGAUACACAACGAAGAUUUGAGAUAUUCAAUACAGAGUUAGCUUCUCAGUCUUAACGGGAAAUUGUCAACUUUCUUCUCCUGAAUGGAUGUUUACGAGUUGACUCCACAUGUAUCAGCUAUGUCCCGAAGAAAUAUGUAUCGUUAUUUUGUGUUUUUUAAGUUAAAUGUGGCUGCUGUGGUUUGGAAUUCGGUUUCGUUGACAUUAAUCUCCUCAGUUAAGUGUUCACACUUGGCACAAAUGAUUGUCUUCUAGACUAUCAGCUCAUAUUAAAUGUAAUCAAAAUCACAUGUCCAUCUUGGCUUCUGGCUGGUUGGGAUAAAAUCCAGGUCUGAAUUUCUCAACCACAAAAAACUUAUAGUCGAAACUUGGACUUAAGUAUGAGAUUUUACCCAAAAAAAUUAAUUGCUCAUAAACGAAAACUAAGUUUUGCGAUUUUUCUCGAUAGAUCCCACCCUUUUCCCAGACAAAUAAAACCACUGCCUGCUAAGACACCAAACCUUGAAGACUGUUUCUUUUUGGUGUCACGUUUGGUGCUUGUGAUUCAGGUGAGCAUCGUGAUUCAGGUGAGAUUCAGGUGAGCAUUGUGAUUCAGGUGAGAUUCAGGUGAGCAUUGUGAUUCAGGUGAGAUUCAGGUGAGCAUUGUGAUUCAGGUGAGAUUCAGGUGAGCAUUGUGAUUCAGGUGAGAUUCAGGUGAGCAUUGUGAUUCAGGUGAGAUUCAGGUGAGCAUUGUGAUUCAGGUGAGCAUUGUGAUUCAGGUGAGCAUCGUGAUUCAGGUGAGCAUUGUGAUUCAGGUGAGAUUCAGGUGAGCAUCGUGAUUCAGGUGAGCAUUGUGAUUCAGGUGAGCAUCGUGAUUCAGGUGAGCAUUGUGACCCCUGGAAUUCUUAUUUGGUAACAGGAAGAAAAUUCUUUCUAAUUUGAAAGUUUUUGUAUUUAUUGGAGCAAACAGUCACGAGGUUCGAAAUAUAUUCAAAAUUUCAUGUUCCAUAAAACUCCUUAUGCUUUACAUGAGCAGACACCAUAUGUUCAAAAGAAAAUACUAGCAUGGGAAUUGACAUUUCACAGCUUUGAUUACAAUUAAUUUUGGUAGACAGUGUAGAUUCAGCUCAGAUGAGCAUUAAAUGGAACAUGAAGAUGUAAGUUCCAUAUGGAAUCCAUCCGUUAUUUAAUAAUGAUUAGAAUUUGAUUUCCAUUAUUCUUUGUUGAGUUUUUAUUUCUAGUAUUAUUCGUGUAUCGCUCUAGGGCUUAUUUUACCGCCAUGUUAUUACGUCAUGCUAUUUAUUACAUUAUUCAAGAAUAAAAUCAAUUCCAACCAAUUCAA